AUAAAAAUGACACGUAUUCCAAGUAUUCUCCUACUCUCACUAUUGCUUGUUUCAACAUAAGGUUACUUUUAAGAUAAAGAACAUAGAGAGGAAGCUAAAUCAUUCUUUUUGAAUUUUAUAAAAGAGUUUACAAAUUAAUAUACUGCUAUAUCAGCUGAGGGUUUGGAUUAUAUGGAAUCAAUGAAAUUAGCUUUUAAUUAUUGGAUAACAAAAAUAAAGAUUCAUAAUUUUGCAGAAUUAAAAGUAAAAAUAAGAAAUAAAAAAAGGUUGAUUAUGAUGUUAAUCAUGAUAUUUUAGAAGUAUCAGCUCCAACUCUUAACAUAGAUUUAAUAGUGGAGAAUACAUACACAAUUCCCAUAAAGAUUGAAGAGUAUAUAAAAUAAAUAUUUCAGUUUAUUUGUAUCAAUAAUAUUCAACACUGGUCCAACACACUUUAGAUGUGCAGAGGUGGAAAUAGAUUAUGGAUCUGUUUCUUUGGAUAUGAAUAUUAUAAUAGAAUAUACAACAAGACAAUUGUUAUCAUUAGAUAUAGUAAAAUCAGCAAUAAAGAAAUCAGAGACUCCAAUAAAACUUAUUUUAAUAAAUGCAAUUAGAGUAUAUAUAUUGAUUGAAUAAUAAAAAAGAACAAUCAUUAAAGAAUAAAUGGAUUAAUAAAUGAUUUGAGAACAGGUUCAUUGAAUCCAGGAGUACUCUUAGCCUAAUUACCAAAUGUACAAUUUACAAGAGUGGAGAAUGGAGAAUAUAUCAUAAAUAUUAGAUAAAUUUUCAGUUUUGAAUCUUAGAAAGAUAAAGAAAAGAAAGACGAUCUUUGAAUUAUAAUUAUAUAUGUGAGAUUAUCAAAUUUGUUAUUAAGG
Messenger RNA from Paramecium sonneborni, 854 nucleotides. The record is from the annotation of a GenBank genome assembly. Lineage: Eukaryota; Ciliophora; Oligohymenophorea; Peniculida; Parameciidae.